AUGAAGCACCAGAUCAAGGGACCAGAGCUCUCCCGCGAUCUCUUCGUGGUUCCGCCUGGUUUCGAGCUCAAGCGACGUUCCAUGACGCUUGAUGCCAGAAAGCAUCACGGUCUGUUGCAAAAAGGUGCAGAGUGUGCAUUCAAGGUUUCGCCCUCUGUGAAUCAACGGUCGCAACGCGUCACUAUUCAAGAUUUUAACAAAAUUAGCGUUUUUGCACUCGUGGCGGAGAUUGAUAGCAUUGUCGGUCAUUAUAUUGGGAAGGGAGCGGCCAAAAUCCUUCGACUCCUCCUGGACAACCUCGCCGACUGCCAACACCAGAUCCCAUUCAACCAACUUCCUUCAACCUUCCGCGAGGCAGCAAGAGUCACGCGCCAGCUAGGCCACACACACAUCUGGAUCGAUUCCCUCUGCAUCAUCCAAGACUCCAAAGCCGACUGGCGCGACGAAUCCAAGAUCAUGGGCGACAUAUACGCAAAUUCCGUCUGCACCAUCUCCGCCUUGACGACCCUCUCCUCCGUUCAGGGAUUGACCGCUCCCCUUUACCGCUGCACACGCGCGCAUGUGUUCUGCAGAAGCGGAUUUUGGGACCCAGGACGGUGUACUACGGCCUGGGUUUUGGCUUGGGAGUGUGUCGAGUGCUUGGCGACGGAGAGCAAGCCCUGGGGGGAUGUUGGUCGGUUUUCUCCAAAGGCGGAUUUCUUGAGGGAAUGCAUUCGAGCCCCUUCAUCUUCCUCCUCUGGGGGAGAUUCAUCCACUGCGCUGUUUUCAGCGUGUCGCGCUGUCCGGGCGGCCUAUACUGGUUGUCAACUAACGUAUUUUGACGACCGCCUUGUUGCCGUGUCGAGUCUUAUUCAGCUGAUCGAGAGGCUGACAUCAUGGAAGAACCUCUGGGGGAUGUGGGAGGACAAGCUGCUUGAUGAACUUUUGUGGUUCACUGAUACACCCAGUGAUCGGCCGCACACGAGGGAGUAUUUGGCGCCGACGUGGUCAUGGGCGGGCUUGGAAGGGAGGGUUUUUGAGGAGAUGACUUUGAUGCCUCGCGUUGGACCUAGCGGGGAGGAUCUUCUUCCUGAGUGGAUUGGAAAAGUUGUCGAGACGGGGAUGGAUGAGAAGGGGAGGGGGUAUGUGCGUUUGCGGGGGGCUGUGAAGCGGGUUGUGCGCCGUCGAGAUGGCUCUGGGGGUGGUUUAGUUGAUAGGGAUAGAGGAGGGGAUCAUGCGGUUGCCUCUUGGGCGGCGGAUACGGUGGAGGACUCGAAGCGUCCCCUAGGCAUCAUCACGGGGCAACAAGAGGGCUUUGCUGCUUACUUCUGGCGAGGAACACGGUUGAAAAUCCGGACCAAGUGCUUGAUCUUGGAUUGGUGA
Podospora bellae-mahoneyi is the source of this 1362-nucleotide messenger RNA. RefSeq lists its product as uncharacterized. The record is from RefSeq and is a predicted model, not a curated record. Lineage: Eukaryota; Fungi; Ascomycota; Sordariomycetes; Sordariales; Podosporaceae. The transcript is spliced from 3 exons. Bases 1 to 1362 code for a protein of 453 amino acids.